Molecule: messenger RNA, 2187 nt
Organism: Ogataea parapolymorpha DL-1
Lineage: Eukaryota; Fungi; Ascomycota; Pichiomycetes; Pichiales; Pichiaceae
Exons: 1
Coding region: 1-2187 (728 amino acids)
Biological process (GO): intracellular sterol transport
Cellular component (GO): cortical endoplasmic reticulum; endoplasmic reticulum membrane; mitochondrion
Molecular function (GO): sterol transfer activity; sterol binding
Source: RefSeq, a predicted model, not a curated record
AUGGAACUAGGGCCUUUCGUGGAGAUGGAUGAUGCACAGGAGUCCGCAAGCCCCACCCCCACAAACAAGGCCUCGCCCUCGUUCGAGGACUGCCACAGGGCCCGCAGCCAUGCCUCUUCGGUCUCGUCCGUGUCCACGCCGCUCCCAAAACACAAACUGUCGGUCGAUAUUCCCCGCCUCCCGGACGAUAACGCGUACGAGGUGAUCAAUAACACUUCGUCCCUGCGCACCUCCGCAAUGGCCAUUCCCGAGCGGCCGCGCCCGUCUGGAGCGUCGAAUUUGUCCACGAGCACAGCCUCGUCAACAGCCUCGAUCCCGCUUAAAAUCAAAAAGUCCACGCCCGCAAACCCAGAGACAACAAAGACGGACGCUGUUUCUCUGUCGUUCAACCAGGGAGACGGCCUAGGAGACACAGACGGGUCGAUGAACGGCGACGGAGACCAGGUGAGCCACGAAUCGGCCAAUGAGCAGCCUGCCACGCCCGUUCCGCAGCCAAAUGCCACUUUCAUGUCUAGCAUCAAAAGUCUUGCGUCCAUUUCCAGACAGCAAGAGGCAGAGACAACCACCGACACAGCUUCCACUCUGGGCACUCCAUUACGCAGUCAAUCGGACGACAACACGAAAAAGGACGGCGAGGACGAAGGCAAGCUCGAACACGUGGUCAAUGGCCACACCGAGAUGCUCAGCUACCGCCGGUCGUCUCGCCGAGCAAAAAGCAGCAGCAUCUCGUCUUUACCAAAAACGCCCCUCACAGAGGCCUCCAACGACAGUUUUGACCGGUCGCCAGCAGAGUUCUCCAACAAGCUGUACACUGACGAAAAGUAUCUGGACACACAGUACCGUUACGCUUCGUUGACGCGGAAUGUCGAGUUUCACGAGCUCUUCAAGAACAUCCCGGACAACGAGCGGCUUCUUGACGACUUCAGCUGUGCUCUGAGCCGCGAAAUCCUUCUCCAAGGUCGACUUUACGUUUCCGAGCACUAUCUCUGCUUCAACUCCAACCUGCUCGGCUGGGUGACGAGCUUGGUGAUUUCUCACGACGAGGUGGUCCAUUUUGAGCGCAAAUCGACGGCCGGGCUGUUUCCAAACGGGAUAGUCAUUGAGACCAGGGAUGGCAAGCACACUUUCGCGAGCUUCAUCUCGCGCGACUCGACGUUGAACUUUCUGGAGACCGUGUGGUCGAAAUCUGUGGCUCUGAGUAAAGCCAAGAACGAACAGUCGCGCGCUCUGGACCUGAUCGAGAGCAAUCUGGCUGCGCCGGCGAUCCAGCAGCUUUCGGAGGACGAUGUCUUUACCAUCGACGAGAACGGUCCGUUGAUGGAUGGAGAGACAGAAGAGGAGGUGGUGGCCAGUCCUGUUUAUAGAAACGAGGGCCCCGACAAGCACAGCGCCACAGAGUGCAGCUACGAGCCCGAGGCGCAUGGCGAGUCGAUCAUUUUGGAUCAAGUUUUUGAUGCGCCGAUGGGCGUGGUGUUCAACGUUCUUUUUGGCGAAAAAAUCACAUUCCAUAAGCACAUCAUGGAGUUGAGCGACGGGUACAAUUUCAGUGACUAUGGGCCAUUUAAGGAGAACGAAAACGAGGAGCUAGUGCGCAAGUUUGAGUACGAAAAAAAGCUCAACAACUCGAUUGGUCCGAAGUCGGCCAAGGUGGAGGCGUCUGAACUCAUCCAGCACAAAGAUUUCAACGAGUACGUGGAAGUGGUGAGCACCACGUGCACACCAAAUGUCCCCAGCGGGACUGCUUUCCACGUUGUCACGAGGUACAUUUUUACAUGGGCUGAAAAAAGCCAGACACGGCUGAAAAUCAGCUACAAAAUAGUGUGGACCGGGUCGAGCUGGAUUAAGGGAGUUAUUGAGAAAAGCACAAAGUCGGGACAGCAAAGAACAGCCGACCUGAUUGGCGAGGAGCUAGAAAAGAUUCUUCCAGAGAUCCAGACGGGCAGGCCCACAGACAGCGAGGAGACAGAGGAGGAACCGCAAGAGACUCUUACAGAGCCCGUUUCGCAGCAGCCGGCGAGAUACGUUCUCGUUUUGGAGCAAGUGGCCGGAAACUGGCUUGCAAUACUGGUGACUUUUAUUCUGCUAUUGCAGCUAUAUUUCCUGUACAGGAUGAAGUGUCUCAGCGAAAAGGUGGCGGAAAGCAUCGAGCUCAACGUUGAGCUUCUGAGACGCAUUGCGGAGCACUAG